Molecule: messenger RNA, 1123 nt
Organism: Paramecium pentaurelia
Lineage: Eukaryota; Ciliophora; Oligohymenophorea; Peniculida; Parameciidae
Source: the annotation of a GenBank genome assembly
UAUGCAAAAGUUUCUCCAAAAAGUCAUUACCAAUAAUUUGACAAGAGCUUCAAUGGCUCAUUUUGGUCAAUCAUUAAAGCCACCUGUUAGAGUAGCUAUUACAGGUGCUGCUGGUUAAAUUGGAUAUUCUCUAAUUUUCAGAGUUGCCAGUGGUGAAAUGCUUGGACCAAAUUAACCAGUUAUUCUUCAUUUGAUCGAUUUACCAUUUGCUAUGACUGCAUUAAAUGGUGUAGCAAUGGAAAUUUAAGAUUGUGCUUUUCCAUUGGUUUAAGGAAUUGUGGCUACAGAUAAUCAAACUGUAGGAUUCAAAGAUGUCAAUUAUGCUCUUUUAGUUGGUGCUAAGCCAAGAGGACCAGGAAUGGAAAGAGGAGAUUUAUUAAAAGACAAUGGCAAAAUCUUCACUGAAACAGGAAAAUACGUUAAUGUAUAAAUUUAUAAUCUAUAAUAGGAUCAUGCAAGCAGAGACAUCAAAGUAGUAGUUGUUGGUAAUCCAUGCAAUACAAAUUGUUUGAUCUUAGCUAAUUAAAUCAAAGAUAUUCCAAAAGAGAAUUUCACUGCUAUGACAAGAUUAGAUCAUAAUAGAGCACAACAUUAAUUGGCUGAUAAAUUAGGUGUUCAUUCAUCUGAUAUCAGAAAAAUAGCAAUCUUUGGUAAUCAUUCUCCAACAAUGGUUCCAUAUAUUGAUUAAAUGACAGCAAAAAGUAUAUUAUAAAUUUCAUCAUAGAUCACAAAGCCACAGUUGAUUAAUAAUGGGUAACAUAAACAUUCAUCCCAACUGUCUAAUAAAGAGGAGCUGAAAUCAUUAAAGCUAGAAAACUCUCAAGUGCUGCUUCUGCUGGUAAUGCAGCUAUGAAUCAUAUCACUACUUGGGUCAAUGGAACUCCUGAAGGUAUUAUAAUUCUUUAAUAAUCUUUAGGUGAUUAUACUUCUAUGGCCAUUCCAUCUGAUGGAAGUUAUGGAGUACCAAAGGGAUUGAUCUUCUCCUUCCCAGUUACAGUUAAGAAUGGCAAAUAUUCUAUUGUCUAAGGAUUACCUAUUUCACCAUUCUAUCAAGGCUUAUUAGAUAAGACUAUUAAGGAAUUAGUAGAUGAAAGAAAUGCAGUUGACCAUUUGCUUAAAUGAU